AUGUACCUCCCCGCCGACCCACCACCGCCCUCCCUGGCCGCCGCUGCGCUCCGCCACCUCUCAGCAGCCGUGGCGACCGCCGCGCCGUCGGGCCCACGCGCUCUCAUCCCCCCCCUAGGUCUCGCGCUCCGCACCCUCGCCCGCGCGCGCCUCUCCGACAACCCCCCACCCGUCCCCCUAGCCCCAUUGAACGCGUUCACCUCGCUGGCGGCGGAGGACCCCUCGGCGAUCCCAGUGUCUAUGGUUGCUGAUGCGCUCCUCGCGUAUCCGUCCGAAACGGGGGCACUGGCACCCGCCAUGUCGUCGUUACUUGGGGAGCGUGAGGCCGACUUGGCGGCGCACAUUGUCCUAGCGCACGCGCCCGAACUUGUUCCAGCCCUCAUCUCGGCAUAUGACGGCGCAACCCUCCGAGCCAAGGCUGAGGUGCUUACCCUCCUCCGUGCUCUUCUUGAGGGCAGUCAGAUCGAGAUUCCACCACCUCGGAACGGAACCCCGAUGGUGGACCAGAAUGCUACGGCUGAUUUGAAUUUGUUUUCGACGCAGAAUCCUGGCGCGGUUGCCGAGACAUUGAGGGCACUGCAUGAUGACGAACGGAGGGAUGAUCUGCGCCUCCAACCCCUCCUCAAUCUCUUCCCCUCCCUUCCGGCCCACCUUCUGGCCGAUGCCCUCGCCCACCCGGCAUUCAGUGGACGCGGAGGCGCGACAGCCUCCGAGCAGGCCGCGCCCCUCGUCGACGCGAUCCUCGCACGCACCCUCCCGCCUGACUUGCACGAGCUGCGCGCGGCCGCGGCCUCUCUGGAUACCACAGACGCUGACGCCCCUGGCCCAUCGGCUCCAACCCCUAAGGCGCGUCGUGGAGGAUGGGACGAUGUCGACCUCUCCAAACUCCGCCUCAAGGGCGAGAGCGAGGGCCCCGCUGACAUUCCUGAUUCACUUCGCGCCUCCAUCUUGCGUCUCGUGGAAGCGCAGGAGGAAGAGGAACAGGCGGCUGCGCGUGCGAUUGCCGAGGCGCACGGCUACGGGUUUGACGACGAGGAAGAGGAUGUCGCUCCCGCCCGUGCGCAAGUCGGGGACGGAGAGGAGAGUGGACAAAGCGAGAGUGAAGACGAGGACGGCGAGUCACCCACCCCGGCGCGCAAGGACAACAGGGCGCAGACGCUGCUCGAGCUCGCAUACCUCCAGACGCCCGCGCUGUUCAACCGCGACUCGGCGACUCGGCGCAGCCCUGCCCGCGCGGACCUGCGCGAGCGUACCGGGAUGGACGACGGGCAGAUCGAGGGGUGGAAGGUCAUGCUGGAGCGCAAUCCGCACAAGGACGCCAUUUUGGAACGGCAUCAGUUCUCGCGCCCCGCCAACAACGCGCCCAAGCCCAAGAAGGAGGGUGGUGGCGAGUCGUCGCGCGGCGGCGGCGGCGGCGGCGGCGGCGGCGGCGGCGGCGGCGGCGGGCGCCGAGGGGCCGGCAGUGGUAGUGCAGGGCGAGGAGGAGGACGUGGACGUGGCGCAAACAAGGGGAGUCGUGGACAUUCGAAUGCUGCGCGGACACGGGGACACGACAAGAAGAUGAGCCGUAUGGGUGUGGGAGAGUAG
Molecule: messenger RNA, 1587 nt
Organism: Cutaneotrichosporon cavernicola
Lineage: Eukaryota; Fungi; Basidiomycota; Tremellomycetes; Trichosporonales; Trichosporonaceae
Exons: 5
Coding region: 1-1587 (528 amino acids)
Source: RefSeq, a predicted model, not a curated record